GUCCUAAUAAUAUAUUGAGGGGACAUCCCGGUGAAUUUUUUCCGUCCCUCCGGUUGCCGCUCGGCAGAACAAGUUAGAUUUACUGUGCUCUACAUUCAUUGUCCCGAUUCCAUUCCAAUUCCCUCACGCUCAAAGACUUGCGAAUCUUUUUCCCUUAACUCUCUCCACUCUCCUCUCUACAAUCUGUAUAUUUUGGAUUCAUUCCAUACCUUGGUCCGGUUUUCUUCACCUAUCAAUUCGAAAUGGCACCAAUUGGCGACGAUGCCACGCAGGCCCUCCAUGACCUAGUCAACAAACUCGAGUCGAGGGUCAAGGAGCUCGAAGAUAAGCUUGCGCAUGCUGCUGGUGGGCCUGCGCCAUCCAGCUCCCAGGGCAUCAGAAUGAUCCUUAUGGGUCCUCCAGGUGCUGGUAUGUGUUUAUGAUUUCCUGGCUUGCGAUCGUGUUUUGAAUACACAUGGGGGUCAUCAGCUAAGUGCUUCGUAUAGGCAAGGGAACUCAAGCUCCUAAGAUCAAGGAGAAAUUCUCAUGCUGUCAUUUGGUAAGUCAUUUUAGUUUUGUGAAAAAGCUCUUCUAAUGAUCAAUUUAGGCUACUGGAGACAUGUUGCGAUCACAAGUUGCGAAGAAGACACCAUUGGGUCGGGAAGCUAAGAAGAUUAUGGAUCAAGGUGGCCUUGUUAGUGAUGAGAUCGUCAUCGGCAUGAUCAAGGCCGAACUUGAGGCCAAUCAAGAGUGCAAGGGAGGGUAAGUGCUGGCGGAGAAUACAAAUGAGGAAAGCUCAUUCUGACGUGAAACAUAGAUUCAUUCUUGAUGGUUUCCCACGUACAGUUGUGCAAGCAGAGCGCUUGGAUGCCAUGCUUUCGGCGCGCAACCAAAAGCUACAACACGCAGUCGAGCUUCAAAUUGACGAUAGUCUCCUUGUAUCCCGCAUUACUGGUCGUUUGGUGCACCCCGCUUCAGGCCGAUCGUAUCACAGAGUAUUCAACCCACCUAAGGCAGAAAUGAAGGACGAUAUCACCGGUGAACCAUUGGUAUCAAGAUCCGACGAUAAUGCCGAGGCUUUGAAGAGGAGACUUGUUACCUACCACGAUCAAACUGCCCCUGUCGUUGGUUAUUACCAAAAGACCGGCAUCUGGAGUGGUAUUGACGCAUCGCAAGAACCCGGAGCCGUUUGGAAAUCACUUUUAGGUGUAUUCGAUAAACAAAAGGCUCCUAGUGGUUCGUUGCUUAGCAAAAUUACCGGUCGCUCCUAGAAAGAUAUUGGAAAUGGAAGUGAUAGGCUAGCUUUGCGUAGAGUUUUUAAAAAGUUGUAAUUGCAUUUAAGUUAGUAGGCAUAAGUGCAAUCUUUCUGGAAGGGAGGCGUUUGUACAACCAAAGCUAUACAUGGAGGGCAUGCCAAUUUAGAGGCUCUGUGUAAUAUAUGCACUACGUUUUCUUGCACAUCAAGAACAUUAGAAAGUGCUCAAAUUGAAUGAAGCCAAUUGAUGAUUUUCUCAGAACAAGACAGCCAAAG
Molecule: messenger RNA, 1510 nt
Organism: Sclerotinia trifoliorum
Lineage: Eukaryota; Fungi; Ascomycota; Leotiomycetes; Helotiales; Sclerotiniaceae
Source: the annotation of a GenBank genome assembly